UUCAAUUGAAGAAUUUUAGCAAUCGCAAAAAUUGUGAAAAGAAACUGUUGAAGACAAAACCAAAAACUACUUUCAUUUUAGUUAAAGUGCUUGUGCAACAGCAAGUAGGGAAGUAAAUAGAAACAAAACACUCAAAAGCCCUUCGAUGGUGAAAAUGUCAAGCGCGAUCUUUACAAAAUCAAACACAGCACUGCAGUAUUACAGUAAAAGUAGUAGUAAUAAUCACAACAACAACAACAACACAACAGCGCAUCCGCAACAACAACUCAGCGCCGCAGUAAAAAUGUUUAAAUAUCAAAAUAUAGCACCAGCGCCCACCAUGCCUUUAUCGCUUGGUUGCGCGGGUGCUGAGAUUAAGACGCGCAAAUAUACCCCGCGUGCGCCUAGUAACGGCGGUGGACCUUUUAGCGUGGAUCAGACGCAAUCAGUGCAGCGCCGUAAUGCGCGUGAGCGAAAUCGCGUCAAACAGGUGAAUAAUAGUUUUGCGCGCCUGCGUCAGCACAUACCGCAAACGAUCAUUACCGAUUUGCUAAAAGGUGGCGGUCGUGGGCCGCAAAAAAAAAUUAGCAAAGUUGAUACGCUACGUAUUGCCGUGGAAUAUAUACGCCGCCUGCAGGAUUUGGUGGACGAUCUGAAUGGCAGCAGCGGCGCUGGUGCGGUGCAAAGCAAAUACAGCACCGCGCGAGGCAGUAGCGGCUUGCUUAUGGCUGCUACUAGCGACAAUAAUACCACUUCGAGCAACAGUUCAUUCAGUAGCAACAGUAGCAGCGCUAGCAGUAAUCUCAGCUUAUUGUCGCCUGAUUCGCCAACACCGAACGCGCCGUGCGCCGAUGGUCUGGCUGCCGCGGAACAGUUAUAUUUCGCUAGCACAGCCAAUAGCGCUUUGCAAGCAGCUUUCCAGCAACAACAACAGCAAGAACAACAACAGCAUCAGCAACAAUUUACCGCAGCGCUACUCACCGCAGAAGCAUUGCAAGCGUACGCUUCACCGCAGCCGCAAACACAAACAACACAGACACAGCUCGAUAUUGGCUGCCCAUCACCUACUUCAUCCUUCAAUUCGAGCAUGUCAUUUGAUUCGGGCACUUUUGUACAUUCACCAGUGCCACAGCAACAGUUAUCAGCGCUGCGACAUGGCACCGCAAGUGAAGCGCAGCGCGGCAGUAGUGAGAAUAAUAAUGCCAGUGCCAGCCAGAUUGACGCGAAUUUGCAGCUGAAAUUUGAGCCCUACGACAAUUUCAAUUUACACGAGGAAGACUGCACGCCCGACGAUGAGGAGAUACUCGACUACAUUUCGCUGUGGCAAGAACAAUGA
Ceratitis capitata (Mediterranean fruit fly) is the source of this 1315-nucleotide messenger RNA. RefSeq names its product achaete-scute complex protein T4 (gene sc). Gene Ontology annotation, biological process: positive regulation of transcription by RNA polymerase II. The transcript has a single exon. NCBI's taxonomy places the organism in Eukaryota, Metazoa, Arthropoda, Insecta, Diptera, Tephritidae. The record is from RefSeq and is a predicted model, not a curated record. Gene Ontology annotation, molecular function: DNA-binding transcription factor activity, RNA polymerase II-specific; protein dimerization activity; RNA polymerase II transcription regulatory region sequence-specific DNA binding. Gene Ontology annotation, cellular component: RNA polymerase II transcription regulator complex. The coding region runs from base 146 to 1315 and encodes 389 amino acids.